Messenger RNA from Schizosaccharomyces japonicus yFS275, 1491 nucleotides. Its product is annotated as acetylglutamate synthase Arg6. Gene Ontology annotation, biological process: L-arginine biosynthetic process. Gene Ontology annotation, molecular function: L-glutamate N-acetyltransferase activity, acting on acetyl-CoA as donor. Gene Ontology annotation, cellular component: mitochondrion. NCBI's taxonomy places the organism in Eukaryota, Fungi, Ascomycota, Schizosaccharomycetes, Schizosaccharomycetales, Schizosaccharomycetaceae. The record is from RefSeq and is a predicted model, not a curated record. Bases 1 to 1491 code for a protein of 496 amino acids. The transcript has a single exon.
AUGACUCCGAAAAGUGCUGCUUUGGUGGACGAUCUUGUGUCCAUUCUCAAAUCCGUUCAAACAAAACGGUCAGCAAAGGGUUUCUUGAAAAAGCUGUUUCCACAACCAAAUGAAGAUGCCACGCCGUCAUCUACACAUCAAGCACCGCCUGUACGCCUUGCAGUGACAAAACUUGCCGGUGUGGAAACGAUUGCCGAUGACACGCUUUUUGGCAUUGGCAAAACAAUCCAACGCAUGUCUCGAUUGGGAAUGCAAUCUAUCAUUGUUCCAUCGAUGUCAACACCCACGGGCUUGUCGGCGUGUUUUGCGAGCGGAAAGUGUGCUUCUCUGGCACAGGUGAAUGAAUUGCGUGAACAACUUCGAACACAGGAAUUGUCACAGCUAGACCGUGUUUCCGACAUUCUAUGUCAGGCUGGAGUCCUUGCCCGACCUUCGUAUGGCACUUUGUACGCCUCGAAUGCAGAUGGUGUGUCUUUGGAAGCACAACGGUUGCUGCUUGAAACGCUUCAGAAUGGCUACACAUCGGUAAUCGGCAACAGCGUCGUGAAUCCUGGUUUGUGUCUUACACAAAUUACUCCGGACCAAGUUGUUUUGGGCGUUGUCCGCUCUUUUGCCCAGAUGAAGUCGAAUGUCUCUGUCGAGCGUUUAAUUGUCAUCGAUGAGGUUGGAGGCAUGCCGUGUCCUCGUCGGUCUCAUGGAUCAAGUCACGUUCUCAUCAACCUGGCCCAGGAAUACGUAAGCCUGUGGCCUACGCUGUCGCCGAAACAUGCUGAAAAUUUACAGCUCGUCAACAGCUGUUUAGAUCUCUUGCCCCACUCUGCUGCAGCCAUUGUCACAACUCCAGACGCCGCCGUAUUCAACGGCUCUACCCGGCAAUCACAUCCCAUCAUCCACAACAUUCUUACCGACCGGACUGUUUUCUCUUGUUCUCUUCCCGUUGACCGGUCGCCGGAAACGAAGACGACACUGCUUCGCAGAGGCACACCAAUCUACAUGUACCAUGGAACGGACUGUUUAACGAACGGUUCCGUGUCGUGGGAUCGCAUUUGGUAUCUACUGAACGACUCCUUCCAACGGGUGUUCGACAUGCCACGCUAUUUGGAGCGUAUUCGCCAUAACCUUGCACUUGUCAUCGUUGCCGGCGACUAUGAAGGUGUUGCAAUUAUUACUCUCGAGCAACCGCAGACGCCGGGUGCUGCUCCCGUUCCCUAUCUGGACAAGCUUGCCGUCUUGCAAAAGGUCCAGGGAACCUCUGCCAUUGCUGACUUUGUGUUUAAUGCCAUGUGUUCCGUAUUCUCGCAGGAAAUCGUGUGGCGGUCUCGUUUGGACAAUCCGGUGAACAAGUGGUACUUUGAGCGAAGUCGCGGUUCACUCCUUUCGCGUUCUACACCAUGGAGAUUGUUUUGGACAGGCUACAAGAGUGCCGACCAAAAGCGUAUCCAGGAGUAUUUGGAUGUGAUUGAUUCUAUUCAACCGACAUGGAUCAAGUGA